GUCACAUUUAUGAAGGCUCAUUAGAGCUGGGAGUGAUGAGGGUGUGAACUCCGGCAUUUGCUUGCGUGGGAGAGCAUGUCUCCCUGGUGUACUCUGCCAGCGCCGAAUACUCCAACUGCGGCGAGAACGAGUACUACAACCAGACCACGGGCAUGUGCCACGACUGCCCCAAGUGCGAGCCGGGUGAAGAGCCCUACAUGACAUGUGGAUAUGGCACCAAGGAUGAGGACUAUGGCUGCAUCCCCUGCCCUUCAGAGAAGUUUUCCAAAGGAGGGUACCAGAUAUGCCGACGGCACAAGGACUGCGAGGGAUUUUUUCGAGCCACAGUCAUGACACCUGGGGAUCAGGAGAAUGAUGCAGAGUGUGGUCCCUGUCUCCCAGGUUACUACAUGCUGGAAAACAGACCUCGGAACAUCUAUGGGAUGGUUUGCUACUCGUGCUUGCUGGCACCUCCCAACACCAAGGAAUGUGCAGGCUCUAACUCUGGCAUUUCAGCCAUUUUCCCAAGCACCUCUGGCACAAGCACUUUCUCACCUUACCAGCAUGCUCACAAAGCAGAUCUUUCAGGACAAGGACAUCUGGCUACAGCUCUUAUAAUUGCUAUGUCCACUAUCUUCAUAAUGGCUAUUGCCAUUGUCCUCAUCAUCAUGUUUUACAUUGUAAAAACAAAGCCAUCUGCUCAAGCCUGUUGCAAGAGCCACUCAGUAAAAAACGUCGAAGCUCAGGCUAACACUCAAGAAGAGAAGAAAGAAGUGCAAGAUAAUGUUGUGAUAUUCUCUGAGAAAGAAGAGUUUGAAAAACUUACAGCAACUCCAGCUAAGGCUGUCAAAAGUGAAAAUGAUGCAUCUUCUGAGAAUGAGCGACUCUUAAGCCGGAGUAUGGAUAGUGAUGAAGAAGCUGCAGUUGACAAGCAGGGGACUCCAGAGAGAUGCUUGUUAUCUUUAGUGCAUUUGGCCAGAGAUAAAUCUUCUACAAGCAAUAAAUCAACUGGGAUUCAAAGUCGAAGGAAAAAGAUACUUGACGUGUAUGCUAACGUAUGUGACGUUGCAGAAGGUCUGAGCCCUACAGAACUGCCAUUUGACUGCCUGGAGAAGACCAGCCGAAUGCUGAGCUCCACCUACAACACGGAGAAGGCCAUAGUGAAGACGUGGCGUCACCUGGCCGAGAGCUUUGGGCUGAAGCGGGACGAGAUUGGCGGCAUGACGGACGGCAUGCAGCUCUUCGACCGCAUCAGCACGGCGGGCUACAGCAUCCCAGAGCUGCUCACCAAACUGGUGCAGAUCGAGCGGCUGGAUGCUGUGGAAUCCUUGUGUGCAGACAUUCUGGAGUGGGCACAAGCAAUGCCGGCUCCUGAACCAGCAGGGACGUCCUGACACGCCUGCCUGGGGCCUGCACCUCCACAUCAGAAGCGUGAUUCCAGUAAGCACUGCAUCAAAGACUUUGGACUAAAGACCAUUGAUGCUUCUCCUACACAAUUGCUCACCAUAGCCAAUGGGAAGCUCUUCUCUUUGACUUCUAAAAGUGAAGUAACACAUCCACCAAAUCGAGAGCAGAAAUUUCCCAAGAAGCUUGGCAUGAAACAUGUCAUGAAACAAAAUGAUCAUGUUAAAAAGUUACUGAUAAUAAGCAGAGACACAAACAUCCAUUCUUCAGUCUGUGUAUGAGUAGGAGGGCAAAUAACCCUUCAGGAAAGGCAUUUAAUAGUUCUCCGAAAAGAGAACUAUUAGGGCUUUUAGGGCUUAUUUCAAUGGUUCAAUGGUUUAACAGUUACAGUCAGAAGCAGUACCACACCUACAGUAUCAAUUAAUACACAUUAGGCACAUACAUUUCUAUCUGCUCCAACCACUUUCAUUUUCUACAUUUAUUAUGGGUUUGUUGAAUCUAGAAUUAUGUGUGUUAUGUGCGUAGGUGUAUAUGCACAGUCCUCAGAUUGACCAACUAUGCUACAUGGAAAAAGAGUCACCAUAACUUACAGAUUGAAGUGCUUCAAAACAAUCUACAUAAUGCACAUAAAUGCACUCUUGGUCCAUUCUGACAUUUCAGAAAUUAUAAAUUCAAGUAGCUGACUUGCUGAGGACAGGCUGGUUAGCAAGUGGGCAGUAAAAGUGGGCAGUUACUCCUUGCAAGUGGAGAGCAAAAUCUUCUUUUCUUUACUGUUAAGAAAAAAAGCAAAACCAAAACCAGAUUGUCCACUACCAUUAAGAUAUACUUUUCCAGUGAUGACAUCUAUAUAUCAAAUUAUAUUCAAGCCAGAGGAAUUCCAGACAACAGUGGUGCACAUGUGACACAAAGAGCAAAAAGAGUGGAUUUCUUUAGAAACCCUUGAGAUGCGGAGGAAAACGUGUUUUUAAUGCUAUACUCUUGUAAGCCUAGACCAUGAGCACAGAAUCCACCAGUAACAUUAAACUCAUCUGGAAGGUAAUGCAUUACUGUGAGUUUGUGAAGUACAAAAAUUGACCUAAUUUGGUUUUCUUUUAACUAAUGUCUGAUUUUCACAAUUAAAAUUUAUCUAAAAUUCAUUCAGACCACAGGUCAGUGUCUUCUACCAAACCUAUUUGCCUAAUUUGUAGCCAAAAUAGUGAUGAUGGAUUUCACCAAAUGUAACCACUAAAUUAAGAGAUGUGUCAAUUACAAAAGUUACUUCUUAAAUUCCAAAAUGCAUGACUGAACAAAAUGCUAUUAAAAAUAUUUACUAUUACCCAGAAUUUAACAACCAGUAUUCCAUCACUUAGUAACUAGAUCUUAUUUAUGAUAGUAUCAUAAUUGUGCAAAACAUUUAUCAUCACCCUUUAACAUCUAUAUUUAGUAUUGUUUCAGCACUUGAUUUGUAUAUCAGGGAAGUAAAUACUGCAACAUAAAACCUAUCCUUCUCGUUA
Messenger RNA from Zonotrichia leucophrys gambelii, 2876 nucleotides. RefSeq names its product ectodysplasin A receptor (gene EDAR). The transcript has 11 exons. Lineage: Eukaryota; Metazoa; Chordata; Aves; Passeriformes; Passerellidae. The coding region runs from base 153 to 1373 and encodes 406 amino acids. Gene Ontology annotation, cellular component: plasma membrane. Gene Ontology annotation, molecular function: signaling receptor activity. The record is from RefSeq and is a predicted model, not a curated record. Gene Ontology annotation, biological process: positive regulation of JNK cascade; positive regulation of canonical NF-kappaB signal transduction.